Rhipicephalus sanguineus (brown dog tick) is the source of this 908-nucleotide messenger RNA. RefSeq names its product tRNA-uridine aminocarboxypropyltransferase 1. NCBI's taxonomy places the organism in Eukaryota, Metazoa, Arthropoda, Arachnida, Ixodida, Ixodidae. Bases 106 to 906 code for a protein of 266 amino acids. Gene Ontology annotation, molecular function: tRNA-uridine aminocarboxypropyltransferase activity. Gene Ontology annotation, cellular component: nucleus. The transcript has 5 exons. Gene Ontology annotation, biological process: tRNA modification. The record is from RefSeq and is a predicted model, not a curated record.
AAACUUGUAAGCGGCAAGUGAGCGGAAACGGCAGCAAGUGUACUUUUCAUGCUCCACGUUGGUUGCGGCUGGUUGCGGCUUUUGCGGCAUUAGUAACUGGAGGGCAUGACGCGCCAGUGGCGACCGCUCAUAACGCGAAGCUGCCUGUUCGAACACGAAGACCCAUUUUCCCGUCUGCACAUAUCGUCUUCGCAGUUCCUGGAGGACAUAACCGAGCGCGGCGUCUGUCCAAAGUGUCACAAGUCACGCAUGUACUUUUGCUACACUUGCCUUACGGCGCUCACCAGCAUCCAAGACAGAAUUCCUCGCGUACAGUUGCCCGUACAAAUUGCCAUUGUGAAGCAUGCUGGUGAAGUUGAUGGCAAGAGUACUGCAGCUCACCUACCUGUCCUUGCUCCUGACCAUGUGAAGAUCUACACGUUUCCAAGCAUACCAGCUUGUGAACCCAAUGAUGUGCUGCUGCUCUUUCCUGGGGAGAAUGCCCACCCCUUGGAGAAGCUGUGGGAAAUGACCGUGCAGACUGGCCACACAACCGGCCCUUGUGUCCUCUGUGCCAAGGAGCAUGUGAGCAUUCCUUGGAAGACACUAUUAUUUAUUGACAGCACGUGGAAGCAAACCAAGCGAAUCUAUCUGGACGCCAAGAUUAAAGGCCUGCCAUGUGCAGUGCUGGAAGGUGGCCAUUCAGCGUUCUGGCGCCCUCAGCGGGGCAAGCCGUCAGGCUGGCUGGCCACGGCUGAAGCUGUUCAUCUGGCCAUGACCCGACUGCUGGCUCUGCAGGGCUGCACAGGACAUGUGGACGACCUGCUCUUCUUCUUCAAGUUCUUCUAUGCCAAGAUAAGCUCGCGCUAUCGCCAGGCGAGUAAUGCUGUUCCAGACCCAGGGAUGUCGGUUCAUCCAGAGAAAUAAAC